Aureobasidium pullulans EXF-150 is the source of this 547-nucleotide messenger RNA. RefSeq lists its product as uncharacterized. The transcript has a single exon. The record is from RefSeq and is a predicted model, not a curated record. The coding region runs from base 1 to 345 and encodes 114 amino acids. Lineage: Eukaryota; Fungi; Ascomycota; Dothideomycetes; Dothideales; Saccotheciaceae.
AUGUGCUUCUUCGACCAAGUUAUGUGGACAUGCGGUGACUGGAAGUGGGAUCGCUUCCGCCAGCACUGCAACCGCGAAUACCGUACCGGAGAGACCUGCGGUAUGAAGCUUGUCUACGCUGUCGCCAGAAGUAACGACAAGUGUAAAAUUUGCCAGAAGAUUGACACCAAGCUUCGUCGUCGUGCUGCAGAAGUAACCAAGAUCCAACGGUGGCAGUCCGAGGGCAGUAAGCUCAAAGCAUCAAUCGAACGAUCGUACGAAAUUAUCAAAGACCUCGACCAGGAGAUUUACCAGCUACAGAUUGAGAAGCAGCGAAAGACUCAAGCGAUUGGAAAAGCCCGUUGAAGAACAGGUCCAGUGUUUUUGUCUGGUGCAAGCUGUUAGCCUUCUCUUGCAAGGGCUACAACAUCAUCGUCAGUUGCCAAGUACGGCUUAAGGGAAGUUGCUGAGGGUUUCAAGUGUCCUGAGGACCAUCUGCUUUAUUUGCACUUUCGGCUCAUUUUGUUUUCCUUUCUCCUCUUGCCUUGUUUCAUUAGUUCUCGUUUCG